AUGUCGUCAAAACUUCCCUCCGUCCUAAGCGCAACUGACGAGGAGAUUCAGCUUCUCCUGGCAGCGCAAUGUCACAUCGGCACGAAAAACUGCGAUAAGCAGAUGGAGCCUUACGUCUGGAAGCGCCGCGUUGACGGCAUCCACAUCCUCAACAUUGGCAAAACUUGGGAAAAGCUUGUCUUUGCUGCACGUGUGAUUGCUGCUGUUGAGAACCCCAACGACGUCUGUGUCAUCUCUGCUCGCCCCUACGGACACCGUGCAGUCCUCAAAUUUGCUGCCAACACUGGCGCACAAGCCAUUGCCGGCCGUUUCACCCCUGGUUCCUUCACGAACUACAUCACCCGCUCUUUCAAAGAGCCCCGUCUUAUUGUCGUCACCGAUCCUCGCGUUGACCAUCAGGCGAUUCGCGAGGCUUCGUAUGUUAACAUCCCCGUCAUUGCUCUUUGCGAUACGGAUGCACCUCUCAAGUUCGUUGACGUUGCCAUCCCCACGAACAAUAAGACUCGUCAUUCGAUUGGUUUGAUUUGGUGGUUGCUGGCACGAGAGGUGUUGAGGCUCCGUGGAACAAUCCCUCGCACCCCUGGCGGCUGGGAUGUCAUGGUUGACAUGUUCUUCUACCGCGACCCUGAAGAAGUGGAGAGGCAACAACAGGAGGAAGCACAGGCCAAGCUUGCCGCUGCCGAGCCAGAGGUCCAGGGUGGUCAGUCGGAGUGGGACGUUGGUUCCGCUCCUCAGCCAGGCUCGAUCAACCCUGCUCUUGUUGCUCAAGACGGUGGUGCUCUCGACUGGGCAGCAGAUGCUGGACCUGGUACUACCGAUUGGUCAGCGGAGCCUGCCGCUCCAGGUGGUGGAUGGGGAGCGGAAGCCCCUACUAGCGGGUGGGAUUAG
Molecule: messenger RNA, 888 nt
Organism: Suillus paluster
Lineage: Eukaryota; Fungi; Basidiomycota; Agaricomycetes; Boletales; Suillaceae
Product: 40S ribosomal protein S0
Exons: 3
Coding region: 1-888 (295 amino acids)
Biological process (GO): ribosomal small subunit assembly; cytoplasmic translation
Cellular component (GO): ribosome; 90S preribosome; cytosolic small ribosomal subunit
Molecular function (GO): structural constituent of ribosome
Source: RefSeq, a predicted model, not a curated record